CCUGACCUACUGUAAGUGUCCAGAAGUCGCCGUCUGAAUCAAACAGUUUCUCCUAAGCACAACAUAUGUGCAGCGAAAUACGCCCAAAAUGACCUAAAUACCCUUGGACUUCGUUAUCAACGCGUGUGUCUUCGUUUCGCACGGAACCAGGGUGCACCGUGUUGUCGGCUUCUUGACCUUUUCGUCAAUCCCUCCAGCUUGGUGAGCUACAACUCUCCAGUCGCCAUCAUGCUCGCGGUCGUGGAAGCCGAGGCCCGAGCCGCCGAGCCAACCGCACCGCAUUCAACUCUCGGGGGAUCCGAUGUGACUGCUGCACCGGUUCCACGAAAGUUCAAAGCCUCCGACCUUCCCCUUCCCUCUGCGACCCGAACGGCGAUUGAGGGUCUCGCGCACGCCUUCAAAAAGAAGGGAGGCUACGACGCGAUCCGCAAACAGGUGUGGGAGAAGUUUGAAGCCAGUGACUAUGAAGCACAAGUCACCAAAGCCAUCCUCCAAGUCGCUGAGCAGGAAGUCGAGCGCAAUCCACGGCAACUUCUGACGCUAGAGCGUGGGAAGGCCGCAGCCCUUAUCGAUGGUGCUCUCGACCGCGGCGGCGUCUACCAGAAAGCCGAGGAGGUGAUAAGCGCGCUGAUCGACAGUCGCGCCAUCGAGACUAACAUUCGCGAAUUACGCCGCGCUGAAAUCGGCGACGAGGCUGCCGAAGAGGAAAGGGUGCGCGGCGCCAAGACAGACGAGGAGUACGCCGCUGAAACGGCUGCCCGCCGGGCUGAAAGGGAGCGCGUUCGGGCGGAGCUCAAGGCCGUGGAAGAGAAGAAACGACAACUCGAGCGGGAGAUCAAGGCCAAAGAAGAGCUUAAGAGGCGUGAGGCCGAGAGAGCUGCUAGGGAGGAGCGCAGGAAGCGAGAGCGGGAGGAAGAUGAGCUGAGAGAAAAAGAGCGACAAGAACGGCGGGAUCGACGCGAAAAAGAGAGGGAGCAGGAGAUGGAGCGGGAAAGGGAGCGGGAAAGGGAGCGGGAGAAGGGCCGUGAUCUGGAACGCGUAAAAGAAAAGAACAUGGACCAGAGCCGUGACAGAGAAAGGGACCGUGAUCGGGAUCGAGACCGCGACCGGGACCACGAUCGAUUCCGUGAGCGAGGCUAUGACAGCUACCGAGGCACUCCAAGAGAUCGCCCUCGACUGAAGGCCGCGCAGAAGAAGUCCAGAAGAAGCUAACCAAGGAGGACCAUGAACGUCUGGAGCAAGAAGCACUGGCCGAUCUCCUUCGGGAAAGCAAGCGAGUCAUCAAGAAGGCCCCUGAGCUCGAGGUCGAUGAAACGUUAGCUCCUCCUCCGAAGAAGGCAAAACCUGCUUCGGCCAUAGACCCCAUUCAGCGGCCGGUUCCAAAGGCAUCUGAGUCCAAGAAGCCGGCGGAAACCAAGGAGCUGAACCGAGAAAUCAAAGACG
Chaetomium strumarium is the source of this 1443-nucleotide messenger RNA. RefSeq names its product complex proteins associated with Set1p component shg1-domain-containing protein. The transcript is spliced from 3 exons. The record is from RefSeq and is a predicted model, not a curated record. The coding region runs from base 229 to 1212 and encodes 327 amino acids. Gene Ontology annotation, cellular component: nucleus. Lineage: Eukaryota; Fungi; Ascomycota; Sordariomycetes; Sordariales; Chaetomiaceae.